Molecule: messenger RNA, 1051 nt
Organism: Anastrepha ludens (Mexican fruit fly)
Lineage: Eukaryota; Metazoa; Arthropoda; Insecta; Diptera; Tephritidae
Gene: twit
Exons: 3
Coding region: 391-873 (160 amino acids)
Source: RefSeq, a predicted model, not a curated record
GUGUCUGCAUCGCGUUUGUGCUUUGGUCACGUGCGAAUAAUCUCCUUAAUGUUAUUGUGUGACUUAAGUGUGCAUAGUUUUUGAAUUUUAACGGUUUAUGGCGCCAUAUUGUCCGGGCAAUUGUGCGAAUAUUUGAAGAAAAAAUAAAUUUCGGAAUUUAUAUUUUCCAUUUGUGAGUUGAAAUAUUGGUAUAAAUAUUUCUUAUGCCUCAUUGAUAGCAUAAAGUAGAAAUAAAGGAAUAAAAGCAAAAUCGCUUGAGGCGAACAUUUUUUCGAAGGUCACAGUCUGCGUUAAAAUUUCAAAGGAAAUACUUGUCAGCCAUUGACGAUAGUUAGCCAGAAGUAAACGAUUUGUAAUUAUUGUAUUACAGUUUGAAAAAUUGUGCAAGAAAUGGAAAACAGCUUGAAAAUUUUCUUAGCCGGAAUUAGCCUGAUUUUGCUGAUGCAUUGCAGUCAAGCCAACCAGCCAAGACAAUUGGAAUGCUGGCACUGCAGCUCCGAGACCAUUGGUGCCGAGGACUUCUGCGACGUAACCUUUGAUGAGGAUAACAUUCCUAGGCCAGAAGUGAUGAAGGAACAUAACAUCAGCGUUUUGCGUAAUUGCAGCAGCACCACACAUUCGGAGCACGAGCGACCUGUUUGUCGCAAAACUGUGGAAGAGAUCAACGGCAAAACGAUCACAAAACGCUUCUGCUAUUACACCAACAAAUCGGAUUCGCUGGAGCAUUGUAUGGAGGAGCUAACCGAAAAUAAUGUUAAGCGAAUAUUUUGUCAGGAUUGUCUAACCGAUCAAUGCAAUGGUGGCGGCCAACAAUUUGUCUCAUGGCUCAGCCAAUUGCUGCCACUAGUGUUGGCUAAAGCGGUGUGCUUUUAAGUUAUAAUAGAAUUAGACAAAUUCGAGCUAUCGGCAGUUUUAGUUAGGAAAUUAAAAAAUUAAUUUUACGUAAUGAUUUAAAAAAAAAAAUUAAAUUUAUAUUCUUUUUGAUGCUAUUGAUUUGAAAAAUAAUGUAAGAAUAUUAAUAAGUAAAAGUUAUGUACUGAUUUAGUAUAAU